Oncorhynchus masou masou (cherry salmon) is the source of this 6072-nucleotide messenger RNA. RefSeq names its product myocyte-specific enhancer factor 2D homolog. Gene Ontology annotation, molecular function: DNA-binding transcription factor activity, RNA polymerase II-specific; histone deacetylase binding; protein dimerization activity. Gene Ontology annotation, biological process: positive regulation of transcription by RNA polymerase II; cell differentiation; heart development. The record is from RefSeq and is a predicted model, not a curated record. Bases 539 to 2263 code for a protein of 574 amino acids. Lineage: Eukaryota; Metazoa; Chordata; Actinopteri; Salmoniformes; Salmonidae. The transcript has 13 exons.
AAUCAUGAUAGAUUGGGCAGCAGCAGCUACAUUGUAUCGUUUGACAGAACUAAAUAGUUACCUUGUACUUCAAGAGGAAUGAUUUAAAAAAAAUAUCUACUGACGUCGGUAGACAGCCUGUUUACAUAAUUUUUAUUCCUCAAUCAACAUUUUAAAUACAUAGUCAUAUAUUUUUGAAUCUCCAGUUUCACCAGACAGAUGUGGAUACAGUUCUACAGGGAGUAACACACCUGCAUUAAAGAGGGGAAGAGGAUGCUAAUUCAGAGGACCAGUGGAUGACCUGCUUGCUGUACAGACCAUGAUCUGAAGGCCCUGCCACGUGGUCCCAUUCUUCUUCCUUAUUUCCUGCAGGGGUAAGAGCUCCUUGACCAGCUGCCAUAGACAGGUGGAGCGGAGGGAGAUAGAGAGAGUGUGUACGAGAAAGAGUGCGACAGCCAAGCGCCUAGUCGGCAACAGUGCCCACCAACCACCUCCACAGGACAGCCGUGCCCUCCGACCCCGCCACGCCCCCUGCCCCUCCCACCGCCAGACCGGAACCAUGGGAAGGAAAAAGAUCCAAAUACAGAGGAUCACAGACGAACGGAACAGACAGGUGACGUUCACCAAGAGGAAGUUUGGUCUGAUGAAGAAGGCGUACGAGCUGAGUGUGCUGUGCGACUGUGAGAUCGCCCUCAUCAUCUUCAACCACUCCAACAAGCUGUUCCAGUACGCCAGCACCGACAUGGACAAGGUCCUGCUCAAAUACACCGAAUACAACGAGCCCCACGAGAGCCGUACCAACGUCGACAUCAUGGAGACGUUGCGAAAGAAAGGCUUUAACGGUUGCAACAGCCCCGAGCCGGACGGCGACGACUCCAUCGACCAAAGCCCGUUAAACGAUGACAAGUACCGCAAGAACGAGGAUCUGGAUAUCCUGUUCAAGCGCUAUGGCUCAGCCGUCCCACAGCCCACCUUCUCCAUGCCCGUCACGGUGCCAGUGUCCAAUCAGAACGCUCUCCAGUUCAGUAACUCUGGCGGCCUGGUCACCACCUCCUUCGUCACCUCCACCCUCACAGACUCCCGCCUGCUGUCGCCACAGCAACCAUCUCUCCAGAGGAACACUGGGUCUCCAGGGUUACCACAGCGACCGGCCAGUGCAGGUGCUCUAUUAGGAGGUGAACUGAACAACUCCAACGGAGGAUGCCCGAGCCCAGUUCCGAACGGCUACAUCAGUGCCAGGGCCUCCCCCGGCCUCCUCUCCGUCUCCAACGGCAACAGCCUGGGGAAAGUAGUCCCGGCCAAGUCUCCACCUCCGCCCAGCCCUCAGAUGGUGAACAGCCGCAAGCCUGAUCUCCGGGUCAUCACCUCCCAGAGCGGCAAGAGCCUGAUGCAGCUGACCGAUGAGGAGCUGGAGUUGGUGAGUGAGAAUGCUCAGCGGUUAGGUGGUUCUCAAGGGAACCUGUCCACACCAGUGGUUUCCGUGGCGACGCCCAGUCUCCUAGCCCCCUUCUCCACCAUGCAGACGACCUACAACACUGAGUACCAGCUGACAAGUGCGGAUCUCACUGCGCUCCAGACAUUCACACCAUCAGGGCUGCUGCCUAGCAACAUGUCCACCUGGCAACAGCAACCAGCAGUGUCUCAGCAGCAACAGCAGCAACAACAACAACAACAACAGCAGCAGCAGCAGCAACAACAACAACAACAACAGAUUAGCUUGGCGUCACUCAGUAACUUGGUCAUGUGGGGCGCAGAGAAACAGAACGGGGAGAUGGCUAACUGCAUCUCCAAUUUCGCUGCUAACCUGAGCAUGGCCUCUCAAUCAAACUUGCUAUUUGGCAGGGAAGAGGGUCUCUGCUGGCCGGUAGGCCACUUACCUCAGGGCACCAUGCUGACAAUUAACACCAACCCCAACAUCAGCAUCAAGUCGGAGCCCGUGUCGCCCAACCGUGACCGCAGCACCCCGUGCUCCACAGCCGGAGGUGGCGGAGGAGGAGGCCUCGUGACCAUCACAGGGGCCCCUAUGUCAGGCCAGUACCCAGGGGCCCUGCGUCUGGAGCCGUCCACCCUGCAGGGCCGCUCGCCCGUCGGCAGCCUGAGCAGCAACGGCAGCUCCUACGAGGGGGACCGGGACGAUGGGGCCCAGGGGCGGGCCCAGGACUUCCACCACCAGGGAGGGGCCUCCUCGGCCAUGGGGAUCCUGAGGCCCUCGUCCACGCAGGAGCAGCAGGAGCAGGAGGGUGCCAAUGUGAAGAGAAUGAGACUGGACACUUGGGUAACAUAGAUGUGUAGAACAAGGGAGUGAAGGGGAGAGAUGCCCCCCUCUCUCUCACACCCCCCCGACCCCCCCACCCAAUACCUAUUUACCGUAUGUACAGUAAAUGCUGACCUCCACACAUGCCUCCACCACACACAAACACACACACGUGCACCGGACACGCCCAUUUGCGCAUGCUCUUACACACUUUCUCUCACAAAUGUAUGCAUUGACGCACAAGCUGCAUACUGUUUUACCCUAUGUUGUACUACACACACACACACAUAUUCUCACACAUGCACCCUCAAUAGGGGCAGAGUAACCGAACCAGGGAUUACAUGUCAACAUAGUGUGUUGGGCAAGAUUAGGAUUGGAAUGAAUGAGUUCUCUUUUGUUCAAGCUGGCUCUGUCUCCUUUUCGUUUUGAAGGGAGAGAGAGCGUCUAGAAAACUGACUGACUAUUGACUGACUAUUGGCUUUGCUGGGUUUGCUGUUUACCCUCUACAUCACAUAAUACACAUCUGGUAUCCUCCUGUCAUUUAUCCACAGUAGGUCUCUAGUCCAGCUGCACUGCUCUGUUGAGAAACAGUAUGACAACCAAAAUGAAUCCACUUCUUUGUAUCUGCCCAGUGGUACUGUUAUAUCCAGCUUUUGGUGUUUUUGUAAAGAGUAUGAGAUUGGUGAAUGAGAUUUAAAUGGUUUUGUUGGAAUAUUACGUACUCUCUCUGUCUGACUUGUCCAUCAGCCAUCUUUACAUUUCUAUAAACAUUUCUAAUUUAGAUUUAAGAACCCAAAAUUCACCAUUUGAUAAGACAGGAUUCACUGUUCUAAAGUGGACGAUCCUUGUUUUGUUUAGUUUUAGCCAGGUAUUUAAUCAGAACCAUGCAAAUAGCUGUUUAAUCUGAAACAUCGAUACCUUAUCUCUAUGACACAUGCUACAGAUACCUACAGAUCAACUUCAGAUUCUACGUGUGUGUUCCUGUUUUUGAUAUUUAUUUCAAAUGCUCUUUUUGUGUAAAGUUUUUUUGUUACUACCUUCUUGACUUUUUUUGAUUUUUCCACGCUCAAAUCCAUCCGCACUCACACACGAAAAGUAUUUUUGUUUAACAAUGCCAGUGUUUCAGAAGGCUCUGAAUAAGAGAUGUAAACUGGGAGAAAAAGCAAAGAACUGUGUAUAUAAGCAAUUUGUUCUGUUUCCUUCUGUAUGGCUUUUGUAGCGAUAGUAGAUUUUGAGAGUAAGGGAUGAACUGCAUACGAUGCAGAGAAAACGAUAGACGACAGGGAUUGUAUAUAGAAAUAUAUGUUCACAUAUGUUCAGCAGGAUAUCCCUAAAAGCCAAUGUGUUGAUUCUCAGUGGAACUGUCUUUCUAUUUGUGUGUACAUUAGUGUACUACGUUGCAAAGCCAAGUGAGGGUGCUAGAGGGACAGAAUGGAAAGUAGCAGUGGAUUGGACUGUUUGAGUGAGCAGUGGUUAGUACUCUGAUGGAGCGCACUUUAACCCCUUCCUCCCCCAAGCCUCCAAAAUGCCCCCUCUCUUUAAAAGCCAGGUGUCCUCCAGAAUGGGACAGUCAUGUCUGCAUGUCCUCAGGCACAUCAAACUCAUCCAACACACACAUACAAACACAUUCACACACAUUAGCCAGACAAGUAUCCCUUGUGCUUUAUGUUAGAUGAGAGUACCUCCCUGGCCACAUUAAUUAAUUACAGCAUUUCACUCGCUCCCUACCCGUGAUUUAAAAGACAAGUCCAUCUCACUCUCAUUUGACCUCUACCACUAUCAAUUUUCUGCCAAAACGGCUCAUUGCUCCACACACUCAAACACCAUACUCACAUAUACUCUGCACUCUGUUCAAAUGACCUCACAUUGGCUCUUUAUUGUUUUAUAUCGUUGUAGUUGUUGCUGUAGGGAUUGUGCAGCCUGACUCUUCUGGAGUCUAGACGAUCGUCUAGAGACGGAUGGCAGAGAGAGAGCUAUCACGACUGCCGGCAUGUUCACACACCCUUGGACUGUAAGACUGUUGUGUCCUAAGCUUUGAACAAAACAUUGACCCUGAUGUUUUUUUUCUUUUUUUCAUAAAAAUGGUAGCUAUGUCUUGAAUAGGGCCACACGCCAUGAAGCGAUGUUUCAUAACUAGACUAAAUGGUCACUAGUGGAAGCAGACUAUGGGGAGAUGGUUGGUUAGUACUCUGGACAUUGGCCAAUUGAUGUGUUGCAUAAAGCCCUGACAUUAUCUCAGAACAACACUAAGGGUCACUGUAAUCACAAAUGAAAAGACAAUCGUCAUGACAAUAGUUAACCUGCGCCCCCAUAUUUCCCAUGUAUAAUGAAUGAUGUUUAGAGAAUCUCACUUUCCAGUGUUAAUUUGUGCUGGUGACAGUUCUAUUGUCUGUUUUUAUUACAAUUGUUCUAUGGUAAUUGCUAUUAUUACUGUUAAUAUUAUCAUUAUUGUGACCAUCGAUGGUAAUUGUAAUGAUGAUAUAGAAAAGACAAUUUUAUUUCUUGCGGUUUUGUGUAGGUUAGGAAUCUUUAUUUGAAUUUUAUUUUAUUAUAUAUAAAUAUUAUAUUUUUUGUUUUCAUUUUUUGUUUUGUUUUUUUCUUCAAAUGGUGUACAAAUAUUGCACGAUUUAUGACAUAAAACAAAACGGCUGUAGUAAUAUUAGUACAUGUGAGAUCAUGGAAGGUGGUAAACAAGUUUAAUACAAUGCUGCAAUUUUUAGUCAAAUGUAUAAAACUUAGUCUACACAUAGUAAAGUGGGGACAAGACACAUUUUAAUUUAUUUCCGACCAGACACAAAGAUGUCAAUGCAUGGGCAUAACACAAAAAUAGAAUGAAUCAUGUUAUAGGAAAUAAAUAUGAAAUGUAAUAUCAAUAAGAAUUUACAUCACACAGAAAUCAAAUAGAAAUUGAAGAAAAAAGUUAAUAAAUUAUAGUUAAUAUAUUGUGUUCGGCUAGUCUGAUUUCCGUUGUAAAAAAAUAUAUAAAAAAAUAAACAUUUUUGUUGUUUUUGGAGAAUGAUAUACAAUUUGUGUAUAUUUUCAUAAAUAAAGUAUGCACUGAUAUGUUAUUACAAAUUCUAUACUGCUUUUACAAAAAAAGUGUUUGUUAUUGUACCAAAGUAUCCAUUUGUCCCUUCUUACCCUUCCCUUUUUGCGUAUGUUUUAUCGUAUUUUAUAUAUUAAAUAGACAAGUUGACCUACAAAGAGGUUUUGGUUUGUUAUUAUUAUGAUUUACAUUAGAAUGUGGAUUUGAUCAUGUUUGACAGUUUGAUAAUUUAUCAAUACAAACUUAUUUUCUGAAAAAGUUUUCUGAAACGUGAUGUAUCAGCUAUGUUUGGUAAGUGACAUAAAAUAUGGGACUGUUGAGAGAGUUGCUCGUUAAUUGCCAGAGAUAUGUGAAGUGGAGUGAUCUAUUCUUACUAUAAGAUGUCACCACGUGCUGGUAAUGCUUUGGUCAUCAUUAUCAAGUGUUCAGAUCUACUGAAUUAUUUUACAGCCCAUAAACCUAAGCCAAAUAUGUUUUGGUUUUUCUUUAGUUUUCAAAAAUGGAAAUGUUUCUAGAAAUCAUUUACUAUAUCAAAUCACAUUUAAAGCAUUACAUUUUUUGCAAGCAAAGUGAUCAACUUAAUUGACUUAAACUGCAUGUUAUGUGAGACUAUGCCACGGUAUUUGAAUGACAUAACGACAAAGAUUAAUAAUAAUAAAACAAAAACGUUAAUAUAAAAUGACUCUUUGUAAAUCAUAACUGUCAUGGGAGGAAAAGAGAAAGUCGAAUGAUCUUGGAAGGAGAGACUUGGGGAGUUCUCAUGGAGAAAUGUUGUAUUGAGUCGUCUAUUCAU